AUGAGUAAAGUCACCUGGCUUGACAAACUCCAAGAGCAAGUCAAGAUCGACAUUGACUGCAUGGAUCCAGAAGAGGCGAAGAGGUUUCUGCCUUUCAAGCCACAUGAUCAAACGAGCAAUCAGCGUUUGGUGUAUGAGCAAAUGGUCUCUCCCGAGAACAGGGAGUUAUUCUUGAAAACUGUUAAAGAAGGUAAAGACGAAGGAUGGGAGAUAGUUCUUGAUCGCAUGAGCGCCCUGCUGUGUGCCAAAAACAUAAAGAACAUCCAGGGACGUGUCUUGCUUCAGACCUCAGCUUUUCACGCAUACGACACAAGAAAAGUUGUGGCCCAGGCCCGAUCCUAUGCAGGCGAGUUCGAGAAGCUUGGGAUCUCGAAAGAUAGGAUUUGUAUCAAGAUUCCGUGCACAGGUCCUGCUCUCAACGCCAGUCCGAUUCUACUCAGAGAAGGGAUCCGCACGCUGGGAACCUCUCUGUUUUCUGUUUCUCAGGCCAUAGCUGCCAGCCAAGCAGAGACGUUGUCUGUUAGUCCCUACUACAACUUCCCUUGGUAUCAUACCGACCGAGAGCAGUGGCCCAAUGCUGAAGACCCGGCUCUCGAUCAUCCUAUGUCACCCAGAAUCGUACAAAUACAGCACAUCUACAAGCAACUUCGAGAAGAGACUGGUAAUACGCAGCCACUACUCAAGCCAGCAAGCUUCAUAUCCGCUCGUGAGGCAAUGGCUAUGGCCGAGCUUGGCUGUGAUCACGUCACUAUUCCUGAGGAUAUCCUCCUUCAACUCUCGCUAUUGGAUACUGAAGCAAACCCGCCACCUGGAAGUGAUUCUCACAUGAAGACCGGUAGCCCGUCGCAACGAGUUGCCCAUCUGGCAGGUAUUGAUCCCCUGGCCGGUCUAGACUGGCCUGGACUUCCAUCACUUGAUAUCGACUAUCUGGCAGACAACGGGGCCGCACUGACCGAGGCCAUCGCUGCUGAUACUGUUACUCAGAGGGGGCUUGAUGAAGCUCUGGAGGCAUUCAAGGCAAACGAGCUGCACAGUCGAGAUGCAAUCGAGGAAGCUUUGAAGCAACUCUGA
Molecule: messenger RNA, 1071 nt
Organism: Fusarium tjaetaba
Lineage: Eukaryota; Fungi; Ascomycota; Sordariomycetes; Hypocreales; Nectriaceae
Product: transaldolase B
Exons: 5
Coding region: 1-1071 (356 amino acids)
Biological process (GO): pentose-phosphate shunt, non-oxidative branch; carbohydrate metabolic process
Cellular component (GO): intracellular anatomical structure
Molecular function (GO): transaldolase activity
Source: RefSeq, a predicted model, not a curated record